AUGGAUCCUGAUCAGAACGCUAAAUUUCCUCUCCAUGAGGCUGCCCGUGAGGGCAAAACUCAAAUCGCCGAAUCGUUGUUGAACGCAAACCCCAAGACUGCGCUUGUCAAAGACGAUGAUGAGCGUCUUCCUAUCCAUUGGGCUGUAGCGUACAAUCGGCUACCUAUUGUGGAGCUGCUGGUUGCCGACAAGAACUUUGAUCCAGAUGUUGAGGACGGAUCUGGAUGGACUCCUCUCAUGAUCGCUGCCAGUCUCAAGGAUGCCGAAGGUGAUAAAAUUAUCGACUUGCUUCUGCGCAAAGGUGCCGAUGUCACCAUGAAGAGCAAUUCUGGCCAGAAUGCUCUGCAUUUCGCAAGCUCCAAGUCCAACAUUUCUACGGUCCGAAGUUUGCUAGCGCAUAAGUGCAGCGCUCGGGUAAAAGACAUUCGGGGUCAACUACCUCUCCACCGCGCGGCGGCCGUUGGGUCUGUGCCUAUUAUCAAAAUGCUCUUGGAGGAAGGAAAGAGCCCUGUUAACGCGACUGACAAUGACGGGCUGACGGCACUGCAUCAUGCUAUCUCGGAGGGUCAUGGUGAUGCUGCGAUUCUACUCUUGAAGUCAGGCGCAGAGGCAGAAAAGCGAGAUGGCGACGGACGACUAGCAAUUGAGCUAGUUCCAGAUGAUAAGGUCAAGCAAUACAUUUUGCAAACAGCGGAGAGAGAGGGAAUCGAGCUACCAUGA
This is a messenger RNA of Penicillium cataractarum, 720 nucleotides long. Its product is annotated as ankyrin repeat domain-containing protein. The record is from RefSeq and is a predicted model, not a curated record. Bases 1 to 720 code for a protein of 239 amino acids. Gene Ontology annotation, molecular function: protein binding. Gene Ontology annotation, cellular component: cytoplasm; nucleus. Lineage: Eukaryota; Fungi; Ascomycota; Eurotiomycetes; Eurotiales; Aspergillaceae. The transcript has 6 exons.